AUGUUGAAGCCCUUUCAAAUCAGAAACCUUCGGGUACCCGCUCAGCACCAACCCGAGCAACCUGCCGAUUCUCGUACUUCUUCGGGGGUGGUCCAGAUUUCUGCUACAGAUUACGAUGAUUUAGCGUCAAACCAUCCCCGCGCAAGGCUAACUUAUAUUGAUGACGAUGAUGAUGACGAAACAAUCACCGUUGGAUCAGCUCUCGAGCUCUCUCAGCGCCUUGAGGAGCCCCUAGACCUUAACGCACAGAUUGAAUCUGUCCAGCUUUCUCCCAAUGACAUCAGUCCGAUGCACAUAUUUGACAUUCGUCGAUCCAACUCCGUGACCGAGUUGUGGAAGCGAUUUGAAGGCAACGCUUCAAAACAAGGCACGGCUGGUGAGAAGAAAGACACGCAAGCUACUUCGGAGGCUAUUGUUCUCGAAGAGCAACAUGAGGUGCCAGUUUCUCAUAUCACAAGCUCGCCACCUAUCUCUGGGCAUCAACCUCGGCCUUUGAUGGAAGCCUUUGAGGCCGAGCUAGCGGGGAUGAUGAAUACUGCCGGGUCCCCGGAGAGUAGAGUACCUCAACCUGAUGCGCCACCGACUAGUGAAACAUCAGCCAACACAAACUCAGGGCGAUCCCUUCAUCCCGUUGAGGUUCUAGCGGGACAGGUUCUAGACCAGCUGAUCAACGGCGCUACUAUGGUACAAUCUGAAUGGAGGUCAAAAAUUCCUGAGCUACAGCGACAGCUACAGAAUGCUCAGAGACAGAUUGAGGCUGCACAAAGAUCUCUGCCUGAGAACGUGGAAUCUUCACUGCGAACACUACUUGCCACUGUUGAGGCUCACCUAAGAACUGCAUUUAAUAAUAUUCCAGAUGGCGGAAGGCAAAUGGCAGAAGAUGCGUUCCAAGCAGGAAGGCCUGUCGCCGAGAAUGCCGCGGAUGGUUUUCGUACGAUGGCCUCCGAACUCAACGAGGUCGGAAGAACAUUGUUUGCCGCAUUCGAAAGCGAGUUUGGCCGCGCUACAUCAACAGCCUCUACGUCGACCUCGACUUCCGAGGUGCCAACCCCUGGACCGUCAGCGUCGUUCUUGAACACUACUGCAGGCAAUGGCUCUGCGGCUACGGGCACUAUGUAUUCCCAAAACCCAGAUGGACAUCAUUCAAGCAAAGCCACGAACGAGAAAUCAACAGCAGGCCCAGGCCAAUCGAACCUCUCUCAUACUGCACAAGCAGGAGUACCCCCCAUCCAAAGUCACCAUGGUCGUCAAUCUAUUCCCACCCACCCAAAUCAUUGGGCACCUCCCUCAUGGCCUGCUCCAAUGUGGAAUCCGUUCCAAACUUAUAACGUACCCCCGCCUCCCUGUCCUCCUCUACCGUCGGCAUCGUUGCCGAAUCUGAAUUACUGGCCGCCUGCGCCUCCGCCUCCGCCUCCUGCUGUGUUCAAUCCACCGUUGGAUGCUAGACGGACAUCACAAGUGCAGCCUGGAGAAUCAAGAAACAAAUUAGCAACUAAGUCCUUGUUCAUUGGGAACGUUGGUUUCAAGGUUACCAACAAGAUGAUACAGGAUGUGUUCGCUGCCAAGGGAUUCCUCGUCAAGGUGGAUCUCCCGCUAGAUACCACAUCAGGAAGACAUGCAGGCUUCGGCUACGUUAAUUUUCCCUCGGACUAUCCGGCUUUUGCUGCAAUUGAGGCAUUGCAAGGUGCUGUCAUUGACGGUCAUUCGAUAAACCUGGAGCCUAUGUAUCAUCCCGCAAUCGAAAGUGUGCGUCCGGCGCAGGUUCCACCCAAUGCCGCUACAACCGUACGCGAUACUCAGGCCAAAAACUUUCAGUCUGGAAUGAGCAAUACCGUAUUGGGACCCUCUGCGUCCCCGCUUGCUGUCAAGUCACGAAUGAGCUCGUCUCAGCCUGGUAAAACGGAGAACCGCAGAAAAUCUGUCGGUUUCGUAAACCUCACGCAAAACAUUGAUUCUGCUCCACCCCAGACAGGAUCAUCCGCACUACUUGACUCUCCAAGCGACGACCCUGCAUUCAGCGCACGUUUUCCUUCGCUUUUGCCCGAGACGAGCACACAGCAUAACGAUUCAUUAGGCGGUCGGGGUGUUUCCUCGCUUUCGAACACGGAGUCUCCUUUCCCACCCGUGUCUCAAUGGGAGGCACAGCUUCUUGCAAAUCGGCAGGAACCACGUGAAACAGAACCUAUAACUGGUGCUUUGGAUGGUCAAUCGCCAAAUUCAGAACACUGCGAGGGAGUCUCAACUCACAUUUUACCCGUGCAUCCUACACCGAAGGGAAUUGGUCACUCUCAACCUGCUUCCACUUCCAACGAGGCUAUGCGCCCAGGCCAUGCGCCCAAGCUGAAGCGCCGAGCGACUGAGCACACAACUCAUAAAUCAAAUGAUUUGCAAGCUGCGGAGAUCGGCCGUCAUAAUCCCCCCAAGCAUUCUUCAAGUAUGCGUCGUCCUGGGGAUAGAUCACAUGGUCCCGCGGAAACAGACACAUGGGCCCGUCUAUCUAGGCGAGAACGGAGUGCUGCAUCUUCACACGAACAAAUUCCCGGAAGCUUCCCGGUGGAAGAUACCACGGCAGAAGUCACGACGAGGGCCGGACCCUCUGAUACACUUGAUGCCAGUGUUCCCGAAACUGAUAAUGCGGCAAUCGAACGAUGUGUUUCUGCUCUUAUCGAUAUGGGCUACGGGGCUGGACAGGAGGGUGGACGGUCGAGGAUGGCUGUGUACGCGGCGAUAGUAGAUGGUGUCCUCAUGGAUGCGAUUGAUAUGAUUGAAGAGGAAAGACAGGCUUAUGAACGGCGGCCUUCACAGUGA
Molecule: messenger RNA, 2808 nt
Organism: Penicillium coprophilum
Lineage: Eukaryota; Fungi; Ascomycota; Eurotiomycetes; Eurotiales; Aspergillaceae
Product: RNA recognition motif domain-containing protein
Exons: 4
Coding region: 1-2808 (935 amino acids)
Molecular function (GO): RNA binding
Source: RefSeq, a predicted model, not a curated record